Molecule: messenger RNA, 867 nt
Organism: Trichoderma citrinoviride
Lineage: Eukaryota; Fungi; Ascomycota; Sordariomycetes; Hypocreales; Hypocreaceae
Product: mannose-P-dolichol utilization defect 1 protein
Exons: 2
Coding region: 1-867 (288 amino acids)
Source: RefSeq, a predicted model, not a curated record
AUGGACGCCGUUCGGUCUCUCGUCCAGCCCGUCACGCAGAACCUGCCGGCCCCCAUCCGGGACCUGGGCGUGUCCAUCCUGGGCGACACCUGCUACAAGGCGCUGCUGCUCGACGUGGACGUCGAGAACGUGGAAUGCCUCAAGCUGGCCGUCAGCAAGGGCCUGGGCAUCGGCAUCGUCGGCGCCUCGCUCGUCGUCAAGGUGCCGCAGAUCCUCAAGCUGCUGCGGUCCAAGUCCGCCGAGGGCGUGUCCUUUUUGUCGUACGCGCUGGAGACGAGCGCGUACCUCAUCUCGCUGGCCUACAACGUGCGCAACGGCUUCCCCUUUAGCACCUAUGGCGAGACGGCCUUCAUCCUGGGCCAGAACAUCGUCAUCAGCAUGCUCGUGCUCAACUACUCGGGCCAGCCCGGCCCCGCGGCCAUCUUUGUCGCCCUGCUGGCCGUCUGCGCCUACAACCUGUUUGCGGACAGCCUCAUUGAUAUGCAGACCUUGGGCUAUCUGCAAGCGGGCGCCGGCGUCCUCGGUGUCGCCAGCAAGGUUCCUCAGAUCCUGGCCAUCUGGAAGGAGGGCACCACCGGCCAGCUCAGCGCCUUCGCGGUCUUCAACUACUUGGCCGGCUCGCUGACGCGCAUCUUCACCACGAUCCAGGAAGUUGACGACAAGCUCAUUCUGUACGGCUUCGUCGCCGGCUUUGCCCUCAACGCCAUUCUCGCUCUGCAGAUGAUUUACUACUGGAACGCUCCGUCGGCCAAGGCCAGGGGCAAGCGGAGAGAGGUCAUCCCCGUUGAUGCCCAUGACGCCGCCCACUCGAGCUCAAGCUCAAGCUCCGUUGCGAAGAAGGGUCCCACCACUCGGCGCCGUGGCUAG